This is a messenger RNA of Tarenaya hassleriana, 2260 nucleotides long. RefSeq names its product probable serine/threonine protein phosphatase 2A regulatory subunit B''delta. NCBI's taxonomy places the organism in Eukaryota, Viridiplantae, Streptophyta, Magnoliopsida, Brassicales, Cleomaceae. Bases 232 to 1851 code for a protein of 539 amino acids. Gene Ontology annotation, molecular function: calcium ion binding; protein phosphatase regulator activity. The transcript is spliced from 13 exons. The record is from RefSeq and is a predicted model, not a curated record. Gene Ontology annotation, cellular component: protein phosphatase type 2A complex. Gene Ontology annotation, biological process: protein dephosphorylation.
CAUACGCGCAUGUAUAUAACACUGUAGAUGCGUCGGAGAUAGCAGAUGUGUUUGAUUCAUUUCCUGAAGAUCUAGGAUCCUCUUCCUCGAAGCUCCAAUUCUCUGAAAUUCUUCAGCUAGUAAUUGAUCGGUUCCGAUUCGUCAGAAGCAAGAUCCGAUAUCAUUUGAUUCAGAUACUUUGAUUUCUCGGGUUCGUGAUCUGCAUGUAAAGAACAUUUCUUUGAUCGGAAAAUGGAUUCCGUACUUCUAGGCGAUGUCGCGUCUCUCGAUGUCGACUUGUUGCAGCUUCCGGAGAUGUCACCUCUGUCUCUGAAAUCGAAUCAGGAUUUCGUGAAGAAGCUCUUCGAUCAAUGGCUUUCGCUUCCUGAAGCUAAUCGGAUGGCAGCGUCUUUGCUCAAUGAUGCAAAGGCAGGCGUUCCUCUUAAUGUCUCUGGAGGUUCUUCUGGGACAAAUUCAGGCUCCAGCAGUCCUUUGGCUUCAAUGUUUCCUGCGCGAAAUACUCCCCCUCUUUCCCCAAGAAGCAUAUCUGGUUCUCCCCGUAUAAUGAGGCAAAGGACUGGCCUUUCCAAUCUUGCUUCUCCACUGAAAGUAGUUAGUGAGCCCGUUAAAGAAAUAAUACCUCAGUUUUACUUUGAAAGUGGCCGUCCACCAUCAAAUGACCUAAAAGAGCAAUGUGUAACCAGGAUCAGUAAUCUGUUCUAUGGCCAUGGGGGCGGUCUGCAAGUACAAGAGUUCAAACUAGUCACUACUGAGGUUUGCAAGCUGCCAUCAUUUUUUUCGACUUCUCUGUUCAAGAAAAUUGAUGCCAAUAAUACUGGUUUUGUCACAAGGGAGGCCUUCAUUGAAUAUUGGGUAAAGGGAAACAUGUUGACAAUGGACAUAGCAACUCAGAUUUUUAAGAUAUUGAAGCAACCGGACCAGAACUACCUUGUCCAGGAUGACUUCAAGCCUGUGCUCCGAGAACUAUUGGCAACACAUCCUGGGCUCGAGUUUCUGCAAGGCACACCCGAGUUUCAGGAUAGAUACGCUGAGACUGUAAUAUAUAGAAUAUAUUACUACAUAAAUAGGGGUGGAAAUGGUCAAAUUAACCUCAGAGAGCUGAAGCGAGGAAACUUGAUUGAUGCUAUGCAGCAUGCAGAUGAGGAAGAGGACAUCAACAAGGUCUUGAGGUACUUCUCUUAUGAGCAUUUCUAUGUCAUAUACUGCAAGUUCUGGGAGCUGGACACGGACCACGAUUUCUUGAUCGACAAAGAGAAUCUCAUCCGAUAUGGUAACCAUGCCCUCACCUACCGGAUUGUGGAGAGAAUAUUUUCGCAGGUCCCAAGAAAGUUUACAAGUAAAACUGAAGGAAAGAUGGGUUAUGAGGAUUUCGUCUAUUUUAUACUGGCUGAAGAGGACAAAUUAUCGGAGCCUAGUCUUGAAUAUUGGUUCAAGUGCAUUGAUUUGGAUGGAAACGGGGUUUUGACACGGAACGAGUUGCAAUUCUUUUACGAGGAGCAAUUGCAUAGAAUGGAAUGCAUGGCGCAAGAGGCGGUGUUAUUCGAGGAUAUUCUUUGCCAAAUAUUCGACAUGGUUAAACCAGAGGAUGAGAGCUGUAUCACUCUGAAAGACUUGAAGGGUUCUAAACUUUCGGGCAACAUUUUCAAUAUCCUUUUCAAUCUCAACAAAUUUAUGGCGUUUGAAACUCGGGAUCCGUUCCUCAUUCGCCAGGAGCGGGCGAAUCCGACAUGGACGGAAUGGGAUCGGUUUGCUCACAGAGAAUACAUCAGACUUUCGAUGGAAGAAGACGUUGAAGAUGCGUCUAAUGGAAGCGCUGAGGCAUGGGACGAGUCGAUCGAGGCUCCCUUUUGAGGUUUAUCGCGCUCCACGGAGAAUCCCGUGACCAUUUCGAGUUAACCGGAAAACGAAAAACAGAACGGUGACCCAACCGGAAACCAGAAGCCGAGAGAGGCUUUGUUUGGUUUGGCUCUGACGGUAUAAAAACCAAACACGUUGUGUUGUGGAGGAGACUUCAACAAUUUUUUGAAGCUUUUCAAGGGAAAGACAUAUAUAUAUAUAUUCUCACUUAUUUAUCUCAUACAAAUAAAUAGGGUCAAUAACAUAUUUUAGUUGUUACAUUUUUUUUCACAGAAGUUUCGGUAAUAAUGUUUGUUUGUUCCAACAUUCGAGUGGAUUUCUUUUUGUAUUUGGGAGAAGUCAAAUCCUUUUGGUACUGUGUUAAAUUUAACGAAUAAUGGUUGCAUUACUUUUUUCAUGCUUU